Molecule: messenger RNA, 13555 nt
Organism: Lymnaea stagnalis (great pond snail)
Lineage: Eukaryota; Metazoa; Mollusca; Gastropoda; Lymnaeidae
Source: the annotation of a GenBank genome assembly
UGUAAACCUAGUUGCUUCCCCUAGAGAUAGAGAUCAUAACUAAAUUAGUAAUACUUAGUAAUAGUAGUAGUAGUAGUAGUAGCAAUAAACAGUAAAACAGGUUUGUAGAUUUUAUUAUUACCAUUUCUUUAUUACUGCAUAUGCAGUUUGAUAGAAAAAGUUAAGAAUAAUUAUUUUUUGCAUAUAACAGCUAAUUUAAUAAUAUUAAUAAGUUAAUUAAUGUCUAAUAGGCUAAUAGACUAAUAGGCCUACUAAAAGUAAAAGUAAAAGUAAACUAAACCAGUCGAGAGCUAGGCUUACUUACUGAUGAACUAAUACUUACUUAGAUUUAGUCUUUGUGCACUCGCUGUCGAGUAUCAUCAGUCAUGACAAUAACAGUUUAAUAUGUUUACCCCUAGUACUGGGUUAGUGCCAGAGUACUGAGAGUAGUAUUCAUUAUUCAGCUCUCAAAAACAGUUUCAAGCUCCAAAGAGUAGUUUGGACAAUCAGUGUGGGGGAAAGGGGGAGGGGGGGGGGCUGGCUUGCAAACAAAAUACACGUUGUGUUGUAGUUGUUUCAGGAAAUCCACUCAAAACUAAUCUUAAUAUGUAAGAUAACACAUAAGUAAAUAUACAUUAUACAGGAUAUGACAUGUUCUCCGAUUAUUUCUUAAGGAUGAGAAAAGGUCUGACACAAGUUCAAAAGGCACUGACUGUACAUACUUGCUUGACUGAUACUGAUAGGCAUUUUUUGCUAAAAUUCAUAACCAUUGCAACACAACAGGUUUUUGUUAUUGGUAAUAUGAAUACUAGUAAGAAUUUGUAAAAUUAAAAACAUUAUUGAAACACAAGAACAAAAAUUAACCAAAAAAUAUGUAUACACAUAUACAUAUUUAUUAAAAUUCCUACCAAGAGCGCACAUUUUUCAUCAGUUUACUUUUUACCAAAUCCACAUUUUUUGCCUUGAGUUCAAAGUCCUGAAAAACUUAAGCAAAAAAUGUGUCUAGUCUCUUUGGGAUUCAGAACAUGUAUUUAACUACCCUAGGUAGAGAACAUCUUUUCAUAUAUAAAGGCAAUGUCUUUUUCUUGCGAGGAAAAUGAUCAGUUUGAGUAAAAUCACUUCAGUGUCUAUAAAAUCUCUGUAAUCUGGGUUUCAUAUUUGGGCAGCUCUCUAAAUUGAGAGCUUGACUGCUAAGUUCUAGAAGUAGACACCUGAAGUGGAUGAUAAAGAUGAUUGACUUUUCUUAAACAUUUUUGCCUCCAUAUGGCACAUGGGGACUAUCCUGCAAAUAUGUUUGAUAUCAAUAAAUCUAGUAGAGUGUAGCAGUGAUGAAUUGUUUAACAUUGAUUACUCAUAACCAUCAUCAGUAUUUAAAGGUGCUUGCUGUUGGGAAUUAUUUUAUUAACCCAAGAUCCUGAAUAUUGAAACAAAAAUAGAAUUAAUAGAUUAUUUUCAUUUUAGGUGCAUAGAGGGUCAUAUAUUACACAGACUAUUGUAUCAUUUAUACCAGUAUUAAUAUGGUAGAGAUACUAAAACAGGCUUAAGCAGUGACAUAGGACUGAGCCAACGAAGUGUGGAAGAAGGGGUAUUAAAAACAUUUCAAUCAAGGAAAAUUAAAAUGGUGGUAUUCAGCGUUAGUUUUGUACUACUAUUAGUUAACUACGAAAAAAAAAAUGUAAUAAAAUAACUUAGGCCUUUAAUUAGAUGUUAUAUUGUAAAUUUUAAAAAAAGGCUCUGUUACUAAGUUAAAUUGCUGCCACGUAUCAUAUGGUAAAUUUAAAAAUCAAAUUCCUCUACUUUGAUCAUAAUCAUAGCAUAGGGUAGAACUACGACUCAUCAUUCAAAUUGGUAUUUUUAUAAACAUCAUGCUUACCGUAGGACCAUAGUCAAAGACUUAGAAAUAGACAAUAGAUGGAUUAUUUUUAAUUUUAUUUUUAGUCAUCGGACACAUAGUUGACAUAAACAUAAUUUUCUUCUAUUUACAAUGGCUAAAUAACAAUCAAAAGCUAGAAAAACUAUGUUUAAAUAAUUAUUGGCUUUAAUAAAGUAAUUGUACACUUUACCUCCCACUAAAUAUGUUGAAAGGGGAGUUGAGCAGAAAAAAACUUCCAGGGCAUUACAAUAUGAUUUCUUUUGCUUUAAAUAUGAAAACAUCCGGAACUUGGAAAGUGCUUGCACAAUAAAGGGGAAACCACUUAAACAUUGAGACCAACUCCAAACAAUAAGCAACAGAGACAUUGAGACCAAAUGCAAUCAAUAAGCAACAGUACGGCUAAAAAUAUACAACACAUUGUAUUGAAACAACGCAAUUCCCCAAAAGACAAAAUAUUCUGGUUGGUUCAUUGAGAUCGAGACAGCAAAUGCUAAUCAGUGUUAUUCUUGUUAGAUUAUUUACGAUGUUAGCACAAAAAAUGCAUCUGUCAGAACUACUAUUGAAAAUAUAUUUUCCAGUAGCUUUUAUGAUUAAAAAAAAAUAAUAAUAUAAAGUUUCGGUCAUUAAUUUUAGCUCCUCUCUACAUCUGGCGGUGAAUAGACAGAAAAAUAUGAUGUGUUGAAACCAUCCAUAAUUUUAUUAAAUUCAACUAAGGGGGGAAAAGGGGGAGGGGGGUGUUGCAAAAAUGGAGAAAAUUGCAGAUUUAAAAUAAAUUUACACAGUAGUGUUAGAGUUUGACAUAUGUUACAAUAUUUAGAAAUAUUUUAAAUCUAUAUUUAGAAAUCACUACGCAGCUUUACAAUUUUAAUACACCUGUCUGGUUCUAGCAUGCCUCUUUCUUUCUCAGAAAGCAGCUUGCGAUAGUUAGCAGUUAUUGUAAUACAAUAUGUUAACGGAAAAUAAAAUCAGGCUCCUAGGCAUAAUGCAGGGAUGACCAACCAAGGGCCCCUCCAUGUUAAAUAUCGUGGCAAGGAGGAUUUAUCACUAAUGUACACAUUUCUUUACCCAAUUAGUGAUUAUUUUCAUUCUUUGCAUAAACAUACAUUUGAUAUAUAGGUACUUCACCUUUGGGUGACAGUAUGCCCACCAUUUCAGUGGGUGUCCCUUGUUUGAACUGAGUUUUUAAAAAAAUAUAUGAAAAUACGUCAUCUUAAAGAAAAAUUGUUAAACCCUUUUACUAUUUGGUAACUUCUAAAUUUAAAGGAUUUAGGUAACCAAAUUUUCCAAUUAAGUGUAGAAUGAUGCAAAACUAUAUUCAGGUAUGUGCAAAAAUGCAUUCCUGCAUUUUGAAUUUAUAAAAAAAAUUCUGGGGAGCUGCUCAGUCCCUCCCCUAACCCCAUCUCUACUUUUGCUCAGGUGGCUUCAGCGGGCAUUCUCGAUUUCUGCUCCAUCACCUCAUCUUGGUCUAACAAAAGGGCAACAAUGGGAACCUUUUUAUUUGCAAAUAAAGCACUGUAGAUAUAAAUUCCAUCACCUCAUUUUGGAAGUUACACUUUUUUAGACAUGCAAUGUGAUACAUUAUACUGUUUAUUUAUUUAGUUUCUAUUACGAUAAGGUAUUGUAUGCUUUUGAGAUGGUAAAGUACUAUUCUGAGACGAUAUUGUAUUAUUUUGGGAGUUCCAGGGUAAUUAGGUCUGCCAUUGUUCAUCCUUCGCAUGUGAAUAUGACCAAGGCGUUAUUCAAUAGUGAGUACACAGAUGUCCUGGCAGUCCAAUUUGUGCUUAGAGAGCUUUCCUGCAUGAAGACACACGUUGUUUUGGGUCCUAGUUAGGAUUUAGUCGCUUUUGCUUUUCUGUAGGCGUGAGCAGUGUGCUUAUUCUCUGAGGAUUGUGUUCCAACAAUGAGUCUGCCACGCCAGCUUGUAUGAUGCAAGUGUUUCCCACGAAUCAAGGUCAAUGUCCAUGGGUUUGUGUGAAGCUUUUAGACAGUCCCUGAAGUGUUUUUUCUGCCCACCAUCUGAGCAUUGCCCUCUGGUGAGUUCAGAGAACAUUAGUUGUUUGGAAAGUCUGCUGUCUGGCAUUCUUGCAACAUGCCUUGCCCAUCUGGCUCGUCAUUUGUGUAGGAGUUAGUGGAUGCUGAUAAAGUCAGCCCAUUCAAGGACCUCUGUAUCAGGGGCUUUGUCCUGCCACCUCAUGCCAAGAAGUUUACACAGUCAGCAUAGGUGGAGAUAGUUUAGCUGUCUGCUGUACACUGUCCAGCGUAUAGGAGAGAUGUUACUACAAUGGCUCUAUAUACUUUCAGCUUAGUGACAAGUCUGAAUCGCCUUUGCUAAUUAAGACUCUUGCUGAGCCUUCCAAAUGCAACAUUUGCUUUGGAAAUUCUGUUGGUGAUCUCAUCGUCUAUUGUUAUUGCCUGGAGAUGUUGCUGCUCAAAUAUAUGAAUUUUUCCACUGCUUGGAGAUUCUAUACCUUCACUGAUAUUUUAGUUUCUUUUCCUGGAGCUCACUUGUGCAAAAUCUCUGUUUUUAUCUAAUUCAGACUCAUUGAGAUAAAAUGUGUUUAUAUAUAAUUUACUCUUUUCAGAACAGUUUGCUCAUAGUGAAAUAUCCCAUUCCAAAUUCCAUGGCGACCAAUCACCCUACAAAAGAUGAAGUGGAUGUGGAAGAUACCAAGAGUUUUGAUCAAAUCGCUAUUGCACCUCAUAAGCUUAAAUACAUUAAUCCAAGACAUAAAAAGGUGAUGGAGUACAUCUAAAAAAUGCCUGUUAUACUUUUGGAAAUGAUGAUUUAUUUUAUUUUGUGACUUAAAAGACACUUAUUUGAAGAAAUUAAUUUUGAAAAAAAUUAUUAGUACAGUAUUUUUAAAAACUUUACUGGUAAUUAAAAAAAUAAUAAUAAUUUUGUGUUAACGUUUUUAAAAAGUUUAAAUCAUAGAAACAAAAUUAAAUAUUAAACUCUGUAUUAGGUGCAUGCCAUCAUGUAUGACUACAAAUGCGAUAUCAAACUGAGAGUGAGUAAUGCAAAUUUCAAGGCACACAGAGAGGUCAGUUGUUUAAAAAUCACUACAAUAUAUAAUAUGCAGGGCAGCCUAUGAAACAAUUAAUUUUAUAAAUAAAAAUGUUGUUUAUCACACAAAAUUUGAUUUAAUAACAUUUAUUCCUGUAGCUGAACCGGUGUUAAUGAAGGAAAUCGUUGAAGAACAUUUUUUAUGCCAAUGCUGCUAGAAAGUCAUAACAGCUUUCAUAUCUUUUCAUUUUUUAUUUAUUGUCAAUAGAAUUUAGCUUAGUGAAAACAUUUGUUUUUGGACCUUACCUAAGAACAACCUGAACUGAGAUUAUAGAGGGAAAGGCUAAUAUCUGCAGUUCUGUUUUUGUAAGGUUCACUAUUUUGUUUCUUAUUUUACUCUUUGUUAAUAUUUGGGUGUCAUUGUUAAAGGUUUGAUUUGUCAAGAAUCCAAUAAAACUUUUAAUGCUUAAUUUAUAUUUCCAGGUAUUAUCGCAGGCCAGUGACUAUUUUUCUGCUAUGUUCAGCCACGAUAUGUUGGAGAAAGAGAGAGAUGUUAUAGAACUGUUAGAGAUGUCUCCAAACGGUUUUGCUUUGAUUCUAGACUACUUCUAUCACGGGCACGUUACAAUAGAUCAAGAUUCAAUAGAGGAUGUUCUGGAAGCGGCCAGGUUUUUUCAGGUUGGUAAACAUUUUUCUACAUAGCCAACAAUCUUUUUUUUUUUAAUCAGGUGCCUGUAGUUAUUAAAUUUAGCAUUUACAGUUGAACCCACUGAUCCCGACCUCGCUUAUCUCGCCAACCCUUUUAUGUUGAAGUUUUUGAAGUGGAACAGCAAAAUUCUCUCUUUGUCUUAGCAUUUUCUCAUCAGUUUUGUCGAUUCUUUUAUGUCGCCGAACCCUAAUAUCUCGAGCACAAAAGGGGGCCAAAUUUGCCACUUAAUGUCAGAUAUCUCGAUCGCCAUGACCAAUCGUGGGCUUUUGAACUCAGCAAGAAGAAAUAGCAAACAGCAAAUAAACAAGUAUUGCAUAAUAACAAAUAAUGAUUUAUUUCUCAAAAUACAGGAGUGAAAGAAUCCUUAUAUUGGGUAUUAUUUGGAAUCGCGAAAAUUUCAAAAGCAACCAAACCUUUCAAUUGCCUGUAAUUUUAAGCAAAAUUUCGUAUUUUCCUGACCUACUUCGUGUAUCACCUGAUUUGGCCCUGAUCUUUGAUUAAAAUAAGCAUUUUGAUUGGUUCCUGUGUCGGAAUUCUGUUUUUAAUAACUUCUUCCAAGAGCUGCAUCAAAAAAAACAAAAACAUGUGCAUGUACAUUCUUAUUUCUUUACGCCACAUUAUGUACAUAAAGAAAUUUCAAGCACAAGUUAAUAUAUUGCCGCCAUAUUGGUUUUAUUUUAUCUCGAUCAUCGGUUAUCUGGAGGCUUUUUGAGAAAUCCCUAAGCUGGCGACAUAACCGGGUUCAACUGUGAAUAACUUUUUGGUGAAAUCUAACAUCUUAUUAUAUCCAUAUGUCUUUUACAAACAAAGAUAUAAUUACACGUUUCCAAAUUAGCCUCAUGAAUGGAAAUAAAGUUUUGUAAUUUUGGGUGCAUACAUUUAUAACUCAUUGUUUUUUCAGUUAAAUUUUUCUUUCAUCCACAAACAGGUUGACUGGGUUGUUGAGGUUUGCUGUGACUAUUUGAUUCACCAGCUGAGCAUUGACAACUAUCAAACUGUCCUUCAGCUGGCAGAUAAAUAUCUGCUUGGGGAUCUACGUGGGGAUAUCUUCCAUUUCUUGGGCCUCAAUGUCUUGAAGCUGGCAGAGGAGGAAGAUUUUUAUCUCAAUUUUGACCUGGAGCUUCUGACAAAGUUUCUAAAAGAAGAUGUCUACAUUGAAGCUGACGAAGAAUUUAUUUUGGAGCUCAUAAGCAAGCAAGUUUUAAUCUAGCAAAUAUUUUUUUGAGCUACAUGAUAAUUAAACUUUUAAUAUAUUCUUAUUCAGCUCUACAGUGAGUAUAACAUUAUGGGCCAUCCAUAAAUGACGUCAGGGGGGGGGGGUGGUGGUGUCAGAUUUUCGUGACGAUGUGUGAUGAGGGGGAGGGGGGCGCUCAAGCCAUGUGACGUCCAAUGAAAAGCAGAAUGUUGUAGUAAAGAAUUGCACUUAGUAACACUAAUCUAGCAAAUAUUUUUUUGAGCUACAUGAUAAUUAAACUUUUAAUAUAUUCUUAUUCAGCUCUACAGUGAGUAUAACAUUAUGGGCCAUCCAUAAAUGACGUCAGGGGGGGGGGUGGUGGUGUCAGAUUUUCGUGACGAUGUGUGAUGAGGGGGAGGGGGGCGCUCAAGCCAUGUGACGUCACAUGAAAAGCAGAAUGUUGUAGUAAAGAAUUGCACUUAGUAACACUAAAUUAAAGACUUUUUAAACAUUAUUUUUUAAAAAACACAAUUUUAAUUAUUUUAUUUUAAAACUACUAUCACUGAGAGAAUCUGUACAUUAGGUAUGCGAGGUCCAAAGAAUGGCCUCUGAUCAAGUUACAGGGCGCCCAGUAGUAGGAGAAUCGGAAGGUAGUUACAUCUGGCUAAAUCUAGACACUGGAAAUGGGAUGGAGCGGGGAAAAAAGGUUGACCUCGGGAUGGGGGGUAUCUUAGUAAAUGCUCUAGGGCAGGGAUUCUUAACCUUUUUUGCAGCGUUGCAGCCCCACUCCAUUUUAAACAUCCCUCCCCCAACCGUAUAAAUUAUUUUUUAAUAAAAUUUAAAAUAAUUAAAUAAUUAAUUUAUCUUAGUUCUAUUUCUUUAAUUAACUUUUUAUAAACAGGGGAAAAAUUUACCAAUACACACAAUGCGUCAAUGAAAUUCAGCAUUGACUGCUUUUAAUCAAAUCCAUAAAAACUUUUCUUUUUUUUUUUAAAGCAGCAACAACUAGCAAUUGCAGCAAAUAGUAUCAGUGCCGUAGCUAGGGCUGGUGUCACCCGGUCCGGUAAGCUCGUGGUGUCUACCCCCUCCCCUUUUUACGAUGUAUUUCUUCUUGUUAAACUUAGUCCACAGUAUAAGAAAUUCAAGAACAAAAACAAAUUAAUUGAAGGUCAGGGGGUAAAUGUAUUUAAGAACUGCAACGUUCUUAGAAUCGCCCAUUGUUAUCAAAGGAUAGUUGUAUUUCUCAGAAUUUAGAUAAAAAUAGCUUCCUGCCACUUACAAAAGUUGCCGAACACUUCCUUCGGUGAUGAAACAUGGUCAAAACAGUGUGUUUCUGACCUAAUAAUAAGGUAAUCUAAUUGCUGACGCAUCAACCUUGAAAUUUUAAUAUUAACGAAACACACAUUUUGAUUGGUUACAUGGGUGGAAAAUGUACGUGUCAUCUGUUAUCCUUUUAUUAAUUUUGAUUAGACUGAUCAGUGUGUGCUCUGUAAUUACGCUAUCUUUCAAUUUGGUGUCACCCCCUGAGAUGUUGUCGGCCGGUGCGGUCCGCGCCCCCCUAGCUAUGCCACUGAAUACGAUUUUUUAAUCUUCCUCACUUCAAAACUGGGGAGGUUCUUGUACCCCUGGUUAAGAACCACUGAUCUAGUGAAAUGUUUCUGACACGGGUGCAGUAAUUUGAUAUCCAUGGGAGGCGAAUUUCUUAAGGGUUUGUAAAGGACAGUAGUGGACACAGGGAUUUAUGGGGGGGGGGGCGGCGCAGAGAUUUGUAACGUUAUAUUUGAGGCGGGGUCUAACUUUUUGUGACGAUUUGUAACGAUGGGGGGAGGCGGGGGGAUAAAAAAUCUGCAAAAUUUGCGUGACGUCAUUUAUGGAUGGCCCCUUUUCCCAAGUUUAUUAUUUUUUUCAACAGUAUUGAGAAGUUGGAUUUGUAUUUUCUUUAGAGAUACUUGCAUCAAAUAAUAUGAACAACCAAUGAUAAUUGAAUGCUUUGCUAGAUUUGUAGAAUUAUUUAUUUAGAAUAUAUGAUAAGACACAAUACUGAUGUAAAGACAUAAUACUGACAUAAAGACAUGGUACCAGUUUCAGUUUAUGAAAUUCAGAUCAAUGCUUUUUUUUUUAAACGAAUUUGCAUUACUUAAAACUAUUGGGGGCUUUGCAUAAAAAAAGGCAUGCAGUUUUGUGGUUUUAAUAUUACCAUUGUCAUUUCACUUUCAGGUGGGUGGCUGCUAAGAAAGAAGAGAGACAGGAGUUUUAUUUGCCUCUUCUACGAUUGGUCAGAUUCCCUCUGAUGGAUGCUGACUCGCUGGAGGGCAUACAACAAGAGCUGUUAAAGUGGCCAGAGGUGCAAGAUGCCAUAGAGGAGGCCAAACAUUACAACAAUAAUAUUCCUGCUCAAAGUCUAUUUAAGGGUUAGUUGAUUUCAUAAGUCAAAUAUUCCAAGGAUAGACAUUUUGUAAAUUUUCUUGUUCUGUCAUUAUAUAGCAUUAGAUUAUUUUGUUUUUGUGAAUAACCGUGAGUCCUAAACAUCUUUUUUUGGGGUAAAUUUUUACAGGUCAGCAGUUCAAAUGCAGAGGGUCACGCUCCAGCAUAGUCUUGCUCACCUUCUCUACUGAGGUGUGCGCUGUUUCUUAUCAGGAUACUGCAACCAGGGUCCACUGCCAUGAAGAGCUUGCUAGUUCAGGCACUGAGACAGACUUUGACUCUUCAAGUAUUGCUAAAGUGGGAAACUUUUUAUACCGAUCUGGGGGAUACGAUACCAAUGUAUGUAGCAGUGCCUCGGUGUACCGCUACAACCCUAGAUACAGAAACUGGAUUGAACUAGCCAGCAUGAAUCACCCAAGAGUUUCUCACGCAAUGUGUGCGUCUGAGGAUAAAAUCUAUGUCUUUGGUGGGAUAGACCACACCAUUGGAGAGUUUGGAGAUGAAGAUACUAUAUUAAACUCUGUUGAAGUGUAUGAUGUGCGUGAAAAUCAAUGGCAGAAUCUCCAAGAAUUGCCCACUGGAUCCUACAAUCAGGCCGCUGCAUACGAUGACAACUGUCUUUACUUGAGUGGAGGUAUUAGUGCGGAUCCAUUCGACAAUGUUCCGAUGCAAUGCCUUUGGCAGUUUAAUAUGGAUCUGGGGAACUGGAGAAAUCGCAGGGACAUGAUUUACCAUAGACAGGGACAUUCAAUGACUGCAUACAACGGGAAGCUCUAUGUGUUUGGUGGGUAUACGCAAUCUGAUGGUGUUGCUGGCCAAGUUUUUAGGGAUUGUUUCAAUUCAGAAGUUCAUGACAUUGAGACCAACCAGUGGACAGAAAUUCGACCCCUCCCAGAAACAUUUGGACAUGUCAUGAGGAGUGUUGCCCUCUGGGAUGGAACAUUUUUCUUGUUUGGCAAUGGCUGCUUGCACUCAUACAAUGUUGAAGAGGACAAAAUGCAGUAUGGCGAUAACAUAGGUACAUCUGUACAGAAAAUUGCUUUAUUGGAAGUAGCUUAUCCUAUUUAGUUCCAUUUUUAGUUUAGAAAAAAGAAUUGGUGUCUCUCUUUAUGCAUCAACUGUUAGUUUUUAGGAGAUGUAUUUAUUUAUACCGUCGCUAGAUUUUAUACGUUUACAUUUUUCAUAACUGCUUUUAAAAACAAGAAAGAUAAAGUCGUUUAGAAACAAAUAACCAAUUAAAUGCGAGAAAUAUUUCUAUCAAUCAUAUACUACUCUUUUUGCAUAUCUUUUUCUUGAUUUUUUAUAUUACUGAUAAGAAGCAAAGAUCACUAGCACUGUUUAUGUUUAAAUUAUACGAAACAUUCCAUGAUCAUUCCAUUUUGGUUGUGAUGUCUCAUGGUUUCCAAAAAAUGAGAUGAUUUUAUUAUAUGUCAACCUUUUUCUUUUUAAAAUCACAAAUUUAUUCCACUCCCACCUGAGAAUAACAGAAUUUAUAAAACCGAGGUGAUUUUUUUUAAUACUGGUUUUUAAAAAAACUUGUUUAAAAUUUGAAAGCUACCCUUAAUUUUUUGUGUUUGUUGUUAUUACAUUAAUGUAUCACAACUUUAUACAUUUUAUACUUAUAGACGACUCACCUUGUUCAUAUUUCAUGCUUGAGUAACUCCAAUGUACAUUCAUGUCUACCUUAGUUAGUAACGUAACUGGUACAUAAGGAUUUUUAGAAGAUCUCAUUUUUUAAAUCUUAGGUCUAUCCUUUUUACAGAUGAUGAACAAGUAACUGUUAAUACCAUUUAAUGGCAUUUAGAUUAAUGUGAUUUAACUUUAUUUUUUAAUAAUGUACCAUUGUUUCACAUUAAUUACUCUCAUUAUAUAAAUUAACCAAAGGAAUAUUUAAAACGAUUUUUGUUAUCAUCAUUCAAAUAUUUCCUUUUCUCUUUGGUCUCGUCAUGGGAUUCAUGCUAACAUUUAAAAGGAAUAAGAUAUAAAUCAAGGCAAAGUAUACAAUUUAAUUAACAAAUAAAAAUAAAUAAUGAAUGUUUGAGAAGUAAAGUUCCUGAUAUGGAACAACAGAUGGCCUGAACCAUAUUAGUUAAUUAUUAUAAAAAUAAAAACUUUUUGUUAAUUUAAUCAUUUAAAGUUAUUUCAUAUUAAUUCGAAACAAAAAUCUUGAUUACCAGUAUUAAACAUUGUUGAGUAUAUAAAUAGUGAUUUAUAAUGAAAUGAUAAAAUAAGUAAGCACAAAAUUUAUUCAUCUCUAUUUAUUCUGUUGCCUUUGAGUAGCAACCUAAAAAAUAACUAAAUAAGUUAAAAUAAUAUGGUAUAUCAAUGAUUUGUUGUGUGCUUAAUAAUGACAGUGCUUCCUGGGCCACUCCAUAUGCAAAGACGUUUUGAAAUCCACCUAUUGAAUGUUGCUGAGUUAGAUCAUUGAUUUCUUUGUCUCUAAAUCAGUCAUAUUCAGAUUUUUUUACUUAAAAUUUCUUAUGUGUAAAAAAAACCUCAGGACUCAUCUGCAGAAGAAAAGAUCUUACAUUUUUGUCCUUGAAAGAGAGACAUUAUAAUGGUGAAUUUAUUCUCAUUUUGAAAGUGCAUUUAUUUUCUGUUAUGUCAGCUAGUCUCUAUCAAAGACAAUGGGGGAAAACAUACUCAGCAGGAGCCAGUGUGCUGCUUUGGAGGAUGGGGAGGUUGGGUCAUAGGGGAUUCCCUACCCUGGCCAAAAAAAAAAAAAAAAAAAAUCCUAAUAGCUCAGUGUGUUUUGCCAUCCCCACUGGUUAAAAAAAAACAGUUUUUAACACUAAUAAAAAUGAAAUAUUGAAAUAACGUGUAAAAGAUUGUAAAUUUAAUUUUGAAUGAAUGAGAUUUAACCCCAUUUUAUUUUGUAUUAUUAUAUUAUCUGUAUUAGAGCCAUUAGUUAAAGCAUUUCAAAAUGUUAUAUUGUUGAUCCUAGUUAUGCAAUGAUAAUAAUUGGCUUAGAUUUUUCCAAAUAAUAACUUUUUUAAUUGAAUGGAAUAUUUUGCAGUUAUGUUAUUUUGGGGACAAUGUGAAAACUAUACGUGGAGUAUAUUUGAGGACUCUCCAUUAAUUAAUUUCUUAUCGAUUUAUCAGGAUUUUCUAAGUUAGUUUAGAAGCCGACAUAGUUUAGUGAGGAUUGAUGGAUUGUGCCUGAAUCUCUAUCAUUGGUAGUGGAACUCUAUAAUUGGUAGUGGAGCUCUAUCAUUGGUAGCUUAAAACAACAAAGAACAGCAAGCAAUAUGAGGACUUUUAUUUAUCUUGGUGAUUUUUUAAAUAUUCCAUUCCUUUUGAUCAUUAUAAAUGGUAGUUUGCUGACUAAAGAGCCUGCUUGCUUAUCGUCAGUUGGUAACUAAUACUUUGUCUACGUUUAAAUUUUUUGCUUUUUUUUUUUUAAUCUGCUAUUAUAUACACACUAUCUUUAAGAUAUCUUAAAUGUAGCUUACCCUCUUUAAAAAAAACUAUAAAUUCCCCAUGUAAUCAAUAAAAUAUGACCAAAGCCACCUUAUAAUAUAUUUUUUUAAUAUAAUGUUUGUUCAAAUUUGUUAUUACUUCACAUUUAACUUUCAAAUCAUAUAAAGAGUUCCCCUGGGUAAGGUUACCAGCAGAUUUUUAUAAAAUACUUCUUUUUAUAUUUUAUUUUGCUCCAAAUUUGAAAUCUUAUUUUUUUAAAUAUACAAAUCACCUUUUAAUUUUUUUAAUGAAUUUAAGAAUUAAACAAAAAAAAAAGUCUUUGUGAAUCAGCUUCGUGUUACCUAUUCCAUCACAUCUUUGUGAUUGUGUACAGUGAACAUAAAUCGCUUUAAAGAUCUUUGGACUUGCGGACUAAAUGAUAAAUUCUACAUUGUCUUAACAUUUUAUGUAAAUUAUCAGAGUAUAUCACAUUUUAUACAAUUUCUUAAAAGUGUUGGAGUAAAUCUUAAUUUUUACUACAGAAACUUCUUGUUGGAUUUUAAACUUACAAUACAGAAAAAAAGUAAUACAACUGCUGGGUUUCUGAGUUAUUUACAUGUAAAGAAUCAUUUUAUAGAAAAACCUUUGCACUAGUUUCCUUCUUUACUUCACUGUAAUAGUGAUAUUUUGUUGGCAGUUUAGGAAAGAGCUUCCAUAAUUAUUCCAUUGUAACAUUUUAUCUAUUUUAAAUGGUGUUCAUAAUCUCAAGAAAAAAUAAUUUCGAGGCAAGUUUUACAUUGACAUUUUGAAGUAAAGCAGAUCUGUGUUGAGAUUUGAUACCAAUUUCUUGUGCUUAAAAAUAUAGCUUAUGGGGAAUUGAAAAUGUCUUUGUUUUAUUCAUACAGAGGGAUAUUUAUUCUUGGAAGUAUUUUUUUUUAAAUUUGAAUAUUUAACUUACUGCACCCCUCUGACUUUGUCUUUCAUCUUUCCUGG